Molecule: messenger RNA, 1697 nt
Organism: Liolophura sinensis
Lineage: Eukaryota; Metazoa; Mollusca; Polyplacophora; Chitonida; Chitonidae
Product: short-chain specific acyl-CoA dehydrogenase, mitochondrial-like
Exons: 12
Coding region: 61-1182 (373 amino acids)
Biological process (GO): butyrate catabolic process; fatty acid beta-oxidation using acyl-CoA dehydrogenase
Cellular component (GO): mitochondrion
Molecular function (GO): short-chain fatty acyl-CoA dehydrogenase activity; flavin adenine dinucleotide binding
Source: RefSeq, a predicted model, not a curated record
UCAAGGAAUGGACAUGACAGGUCAAUUGUCAGCCUGGUGUCACUUCCAGAAACUCAUCAGAUGUUACAGAAAACAUGCCGAGAUUUUGCUGACAAUGAACUUAUUCCGAUCGCCGGUCAGCUGGACAAGAAUCACACUUACCCCAAAGAGCAGGUGAAGAAGCUUGGUGAGCUGGGGCUCAUGUGUGUGGAUGUCCCAGAGGCUGAGGGAGGGACGGGCCUGGACUACCUGGCCUAUGCUAUAGCCAUGGAGGAAAUCAGUCGGGGCUGUGCCUCUACCGGAGUUGUGAUGAGUGUCAAUAAUUCUCUUUACCUAGGUCCAAUUUUGAAUUAUGCUACUAAAGAACAGAAAGCAAAAUAUUUAACCCCUUUCUUGGAUGGAACAAAAGUUGGUUGUUUUGCACUCAGUGAACCAGGUAACGGAAGUGAUGCAGGAGCUGCCUCCACAACGGCCAUGUUGGAUGGCAAAAAAUGGAUCCUGAAUGGGACAAAAAGCUGGAUAACAAAUGGUUACGAAGCAGAGGCAACAGUUGUGUUUGCAACGACAGAUAAGGCUAAGAAACACAAGGGUAUUAGCGCAUUUCUUGUACCCAAACCCACAGAUGGUCUGUCAUUAGGAAAGAAGGAGGACAAACUGGGUAUCAGAGCAUCAUCAACAUGUAAUCUGAUAUUUGAGGACUGUCAAAUUCCACAGGAAAACAUCUUAGGGGAACCAGGAAUGGGUUUCAAAAUUGCCAUGCAAACAUUAGACGCUGGUCGCAUAGGUAUAGCUAGCCAGGCAUUGGGGAUAGCCCAGGCUUCCAUUGACAGUGCUGUUGAAUAUGCUGCCAAGAGAAAUGCAUUUGGAGCACCAAUAACAAAACUACAAGCUAUACAGAUGAAGCUGGCUGACAUGGAAGUCAAAGUUCACAGUGCACGGCUGCUGACCUGGCAGGCUGCUGUUCUCAAGGACAAGGGACUCAGUUUUACAAAGGAAGCUGCCAUGGCCAAGUUAGCUGCCUCAGAAGCUGCCACGUUCUGUGCUCAUCAGUGUAUCCAAAUCUUGGGUGGUAUGGGUUACGUAACAGAGAUGCCAGCUGAGCGCUAUUACAGGGAUGCUAGGAUAACAGAAAUUUAUGAAGGCACCAGUGAGAUUCAACGCCUUGUCAUAGCUGGUAAUCUGCUGAAGGAGUACGGUGUGUGACGAGACAAAGAUCAGCUAAUUUACAUGCUCAACACAGCUGACCAGUCAUAAAUAACAAGUCGAAGGUCAGAUACUAAAACCAGCCAAUCCAAACAACAGAACAAUAGUCAUAAACAGUUAAUCAAUGAAAACUUUAGACUUGCUGCCACAAGCCUAGAAGAUGACCAAUCAGAACAAGGGGUCUGAGGUUGCAACAAUAGUUUGACCAAUCAAGAUAAGAGGGCAAAGAUUUUUUCAGUUGACCAAUCAGAACAGGAGGUCAAAGGUUGUGAACCCAGUUGAGGAAUUAAUUAAGAGGGCACUGGUUACAAAGCUGGUUAAAGUAUUGUGAGAUAUCACUACCAGCUGUGUGGUUAGAUCAGAAUUCAAGUGCAUGUAUCUGCAUACAAUGAUACAAACACAUUUAAUGUCUCAAGAAAUUUAAAAUAAUGUAUAAUACAUUUAAAUAUCCAUUUAUAACCUUGUAAAUAUGAGGCGGUGUGCAGUAUAAUCAGGUAAACCAUGUUGUUAUGUAC